Amoebophrya sp. A120 is the source of this 2083-nucleotide messenger RNA. The record is from the annotation of a GenBank genome assembly. NCBI's taxonomy places the organism in Eukaryota, Dinophyceae, Syndiniales, Amoebophryaceae.
UGGAGGCUCUGGAGGAAAAAACAACCGAGCCAUACCUGAUACGCGACCUGGACCACGCUCUGUGCUUGCGCUACGCCUGGCAGCUGGACGCCACGGACCGAAAGGCCGCGCUUGGACCGUUUUUUCCGGCCAAGUACUUUCUUCAGGAGGAGGAGGAUGCCAAAGGGGAUGAACUCCAAGCACAUGCGGCGAAGAAAAUAAAUGAGAUGACCACAACGCGCAAGCUGAACAAAACCUCAGGUCUCCACCCUGCCUGCAUCUACGCGCUGCGCUUGACGCACCGGGCUGGCCGGUGCGGGCGGGCGGUGUGCAAGCUAGACAACACUGACUGCGUCAAGCUCGGGAUGACCAAGCAUUUGGGGUUUUCCUGUCAGCAUUGCGGGGUGAAAAACCUCGGAAAGAGAGCGAGAGUGGCCUUUUACAUGGAAAUGGACCCGGAAAACGUACAUGGUGAAAGCGCAUUUUUCUUUCGAAAGGAGUUGGACUGCGAGCUGACGGCAAACAUUUACGAACGCUGGCUGAAAAAGCGCGCCUGGGAGGUGUACGGGUUCCCAGUGCAGCACUUGGAAUACUUUCCCAUUUGUUCAAGUUCGUCUUCCAGCUCCGGCGCGGCAAGUACUUCAAGUGCAGCCAGAUUGUAUUAUCCGUCAUCUUCAUCGUCAUCCUCGUCUUCUGCAAGCAGGCGUGAAGACCUAUCGCUCAUAGGAAAAAACAGCGUUGGUCUCAAGAACUCCAGUCGCAGCAGCAGACGCGGCCCCGCCUCGGUAAGCGAGUUCCAGGCCUAUCUUUUACGAGAAAUUGAGGCUCUGGAAACAAACGCGCGCGCCAUCCCCGAGGGAGAUCUCGACCUGCGGUUCCGGGCUUUUUACGACCAUGGGAUGUUUCUGCUGCAGCACGGCCGCUAUCCUGUGCAAAAGUAUCGCGUGAGUAGUGCCCGCGCUGCAAAUUAGAAAACAAAGCGGGCAGGGGACUCGCAUAGCGGACCCGUCAGGAACGAUGCCGCCCGGCUUCGUCCAGAUAGUUGACAGCGGCCGCGUCGUUGGUGGCGAUUCCGUCUGCGUAUACUCGAUGCCGGCGCACCUCGUCACCGACCUGCAGAAACAAAAACCGCGCGAAGGAGGCCUCGGGCUGGGCGGCAACGGAAUCGGCUCGACUGUGGUGUUUCCACGCAGGCCGGAGACUGGGGGGCGCCGCGUUGCGCCUGCUCCCGGAGAACAGAGGGAGGACCCUCGCAGACCGCUGCGGCGGCAGUGACUGCGACGGGGCUGCUAGCCGAUUUCGCCACCGCCGACGGAUUCCAGCCGUCCGGCUCCGCCCGCCCGCGGGUUCUUCCUUCGAAGAGUUUGAGGGGCCGCACUUGGCAAAGCAGCAAGCGGCGUGCGCCGACGGCGCCAGCUUCGACCGCGGCCCCUUUGGCAUUUGUCGCCAAGCGGGUGGCCUUCAUCGGCGCCCCGUGGCAUGCUGCGCCGCCAUCGACCCAACUCGCGCCGGCCAAGCAAAGCGCGGAGGUAGAGCGCUGCCGGCCUGAAGCAAUGCACUGCGUGCCCGACGCGUGGAAGAUCCUCCGCGCGGUGCUGGACAGUAGUGCCCUGCCGCUCCUCGCCCUACCUGGAGGGCCUGAGAACUUUCCAGGGUGUUUUGGUCUGCGAUGGGGAUUUGUUUGCAGUGCAAUUGCGCGCAUAACUGCGUCUGCAAUUGCGACGGGCGCGAUACUUUUGCAACUCAUAGCCGCCCGAUCUUCCAAGACCACGCGGACCUCGACCUGUCGACGUGCUCAUCUAGAGGUUGCACACAACGCCUUGACAGAUCGGGCGUUUUGGUUCCGGCCCUGCGGUUCGGGCGGAAGUACCGUCGCAGGGGACUGCUGGAGGACGACGAUAGCUCUUCUGGCACGGAGGCAGUUCGGGAUGGGGAACCUCUUUGCGACGACGCUAACGCCGGGAAUGAUCAUGAUCCAACCGAACUACAACGCGAGAAGGGCGACGAACUAGUCCAAGACCACGAUCGUGCACCAGGGCAAACUACCCGGAGGAAGAUGGGCAAAGCUGCUGUUCGACGCCGGACAGGGUGGGCCGGGAACUAG